AUGCGUUAUAAAGAAUUUGAAGAUGAUGAUCUACAUGUGAUCAAUGAAUUACCAGCAUUAAAAAGUUAUUCGGUAAAUGUUCCAUCAAAUGGCUCAAAUAGUACAAUAGAACCAUCCUCAACAAAUGUAAAUGAAUUACCAUUCGAGUUAUUACCAGGUGAAGAUGUCAUUCAUCAUUGUUCAUCGGCCGAUGGUCUGAUUUAUUUAACAUGUUAUCGUCUAUUUAUAUUUUCAAAUGACAGCUCAUUUAUUAAUUGUCCUACACGUUUAAUUGAUUAUAUUGAAAUUAAAGAUAACCUUUAUUUAUACGUUCAUUGUAAAGAUAUUCGAUAUUUUCGUUUAACAUUUUUUACCGGAGAGAAAUGUUCGUUAUGGUUUAAAAAAAUAUCUGAUUCAAUCUCGCCGCCAUUAACGAUUGAUGAUUUAUUCGCUGUCAAAUUUGCCCAAGCCACACCCAUACCUGAGGGAGAACGACAAACACAACAUAAUCGAGAUCGAUUUCAGGAAGAAAUAUCAAGAUUACAAUUAGACUCACAUCCAUGGCGUUCAACAAGCAUAAAUAAAAAAUAUAAAUUAUGUUCAAGUUAUCCUGAAUAUUGUAUAGUUCCAGCAUCAAUUACAGAUGAAGAAUUAAAUGAAGUGGCUAAAUUUAGAUCAUAUAGAAGAUUUCCAACUGUUGUAUGGAGACAUCAAAAUGGAGCUGUUAUUGCUCGAACUAGUCAGCCUGAAGUUGGAUGGUUAUUUUGGCGUUCCAAAGAAGAUGAAAAAAUGAUCGCAGCCAUUAUUGAAUCUUGUGGUACAGAUCCUAAUCCAAUUGCAAAUCGUGCCAAAGGUGGAGGCUUUGAGUAUCCACCCUAUUAUACGGAUUGCGAAGUACAGUUUAUGAAUUUGCCCAAUAUACAUGCCAUUCGGAAAAGUGCACAAACGUUAAGAGCUUCAAUAGCCAGUGGACCUGGAGAAUGUUGGUUAUCACAACUGGAGUCUUCACGAUGGCUUCACAAUAUAUCAUUAUUAUUAGCUGCAGCUAGUUUUGUGGCAACAGCAAUCGAUAAACAAUCACGUCCAGUGCUAGUCCAUUGUUCAGACGGUUGGGAUCGUACACCACAAAUUACAGCUCUUGCUCAAAUUAUGUUGGAUCCACACUAUCGAACAAUUGAAGGUUUUCAAACUCUAAUUCAACGUGAAUGGAUUGCAUUCGGACACAAGUUUGCUGAUCGUUGUGGUCAUGGAGUCGGAGCAACUGAUCCAAAUGAACGUAGUCCAGUAUUUCUCCAAUGGUUGGAUUGUGUUUACCAGUUGCAGGUACAAAAUCCAGUAUCAUUCGAGUUCAAUGAAAUGUUCUUGCUUAAAUUAGCCAGUCAUACUUACACAUGUUUACAUGGCACAUUUUUAUGUAAUACAGAUUUUGAACGUUUCACAGUUAAUUUGGAAAAGAAGACACAUAGUGUAUGGAGUCUAUUAAAUAUGAAAUUAACACACUUAAUAAAUCAUUUAUUCGAUGACACUAAGAAAGAAGCUUUAUAUCCAUCAUACUCUGUACGCGAUUUGAAAAUAUGGACUAAUUUAUAUUUACGUGAUACACGUUUUACACCAUCCAUUCCAUGUGAAUUGCCAUCGUCUACUUCGUCAUUAGUACCUCGUUGUCGUUCCUAUGAAGAUUUAUCAUCUUCAGUAUUAAACGGACUGCAUCGUUCCUCGUCGGAUCCAUCACUGGGUGGUAGUAUGGAAUCAUCUAUCACACUACGUACGGGUACAACUCCACCCAUCACUAUUAGUAAUCAUAAUGUCGGUAUGACUUUACAACAUCAAAAUAGUGGUCACCUAUUAAAUUCAAAUUCAUCGUUAUCAAAUAGUUUAUUCGGUCCGCCUCAUCAUCUUGGCGAAACUCCAUCACAAAAUGGUGGAAGUAAUUCAAGUUUAUUACCAGCAUUAAGCAGUAUAGCUACACCAAGUAUAGCGACGGCAACAAAUUCAUUAAUCAACGGACAUCGCAGGGGUGGAGAUUAUCAUCAUCAUCAUCAUCUAAAUAAUAGUGCAACGAUAUAUGAUUCAGUUGUAGAUUCAGCACCGAACAUCCCACAAUUAUCAUUAUCGCAAAAAUUUUCAUCAAAUACCAAUACAGUAUUAAAACCAAUGUCAGCAAGAAAACAUACAAAUUCCACAUCAAGUACAACGUCCAGUUUAUCAGAAGCAUGGUCUUUACCAAAAAUAUCGUCAUUAGAUAAUAAUAACACCCCACACAAAAUGUUGCAGCAUUUAUCGUCUUCUUCCUCGUAUGGUGACAAGUCAGUAAAAUCUGUCAGAAAACGUAUUGAUAUCGAUGGUUUAACAAAAAUAAAUGAUGUCGCAACAUUAAGAAUGUUGCAAAAAGAACGAACAUACGUGAAUAAAAUCGAAGAGCUACAUGAUCAUGUUAGAAAACUGGAACGUGUUCUAACAACUAUUAUUAAAUAUAAUAUACCAGCUCAGAAUGUUUCACCAAGAAUGGAUAAUAUAUCUCAAAGUCCCUUUAGCACAACCGAUUCGUCCUCUUGUGCAAGUUGGCAGAAAAUAGAUACAUCUGACACGAUAAGAGAUGUUACUCGAUGGAUACCGGACUUUUCCGUCGAAGGUUGUCAAGGUUGUAGUAUAAAAUUUUUUUGGCCAGUGGUACGGAAACAUCAUUGCAGACGAUGCGGAGACGUAUUCUGUCAUAGUUGUGCAAAACAUUAUAAACCGAUUCCAACAUUGAAUUUGUUAAAUCCCGUACGUGUUUGUGAUAAGUGUUAUUUAUUGAUCGAAGAUAUUAACUCAGAUUUAACAUCACCUUUGGCGUGCAGUCCAGUAAUGAUGCAUAAUGCAUUAUCAUCAUCGCCAAAACAAAAAGAAUCAACAAUUAAUUUAUUAGCAGCAGCUGCUAAUACAACGGUACCAGUACCAAUUCAAACGCAAGCAAACGAUUGUAGACAACAACAACAAACAACGACAUCAAACACGUUUAAUUCAACAAGUCAAAAAGUGAAAGGAUAA
Messenger RNA from Didymodactylos carnosus, 3009 nucleotides. NCBI's taxonomy places the organism in Eukaryota, Metazoa, Rotifera, Eurotatoria, Philodinida, Philodinidae. The record is from the annotation of a GenBank genome assembly.